Molecule: messenger RNA, 1904 nt
Organism: Ilex paraguariensis (yerba mate)
Lineage: Eukaryota; Viridiplantae; Streptophyta; Magnoliopsida; Aquifoliales; Aquifoliaceae
Source: the annotation of a GenBank genome assembly
UCACCAUCUUCAGAAGCAGCCAUGUCUGCCAGCACUACUCCGGCGCUGAAGACUCCGCCGGUCACGGAGAAGGUGAAGCAUGAGAUGGAGAUGUUCGGAGACGUUAGGAUCGACAAUUACUACUGGCUUCGCGACGACUCUCGCUCGAAUCCCAAGAUCCUCUCUCUUCUCCAUAAAGAGAACGCGUACACCGAUUUCGUCAGGUCCGGGACCAAACACUUAGAAGAAGAGAUUUAUGCUGAGAUAAGAGGGCGAAUCAAGGAGGAUGACAUAUCUGCACCUAUACGAAGGGGGUCUUACUACUACUAUUCAAGGACCUUGGAGGGUAAGGAAUAUGUUCAGCAUUGUCGACGCCCCGUGGCCGAUGAUGGGGCUCCUCCCUCUGUCCAUGAUAAUAUGCAGAUUGGCCCUGAUGCUCCCCCGGAGCAUGUAAUUUUGGACGAGAAUGUUAAGGCUCAAAAGCAUGCUUAUUACAACAUUAGUGCUUUUAAAGUUAAUCCUAACAAUAAGUUAGUAGCAUAUUCAGAAGACAUUAAAGGAGAUGAGAUCUACACUAUAUAUGUCAUUGAUGUUGAAACUCAAACACCAGUUGGGAAACCUUUAGUUGGUGUAACAUCACAUCUUGAAUGGGCGGGUGAAGAGGCAUUGACUUACAUCACAAUGGAUGAAAUACUUCGUCCAGACAAGGUGUGGUUACAUGUACUGGGAACAGACCAAUCAGACGAUUCCUGCCUUUACCAUGAAAAGGAUAACAUGUUCUCUCUGGAUCUUGAGGCUUCUGAGAGCAAAAAAUUUUUGUUUGUUGCUUCGGAAAGUAAAAUUACAAGGUUCGUCUUCUAUCUGGACACCUCAAAGCCAGAAAAUGGGCUUAUGCUUUUGACACCUCGUUUGGAUGGCAUUGACACAUCAGUCAGCCAUCGUGGAAGCCAUUUUUUCAUUAGGAGAAGAAGUGAAGAAAUUUUCAAUUCUGAACUACUAGUCUGUCCACUCGACAAUAUAUCUGCCACCACAGUUCUUCUUCCUCACCGUGUAAGUGUGAAGAUCCGGGAUAUACAACUUUUUAGUGAUCAUCUUGUUGUAUAUGAGCGGGAAAAUGGUCUUCUCAGGGUAAUUAUAUAUUGCCUGCCAGCAGUUGGAGAACCCCUUGAAAGGCUUCAAGAUGGUCGGGCUGUUGAUUUUGUUGAUCCAAUAUAUUCAGUGGAUCCAUCAGAAUCACAAUUUUCUUCCAGCAUUUUACGGUUUUCUUAUAGCUCAAUGAAGACGCCCACCUCUGUAUAUGAUUAUGAUAUGAACACGGGGAUAUCGAUUCUGAAGAAGAUUGAAUUGGUAAGCGAGGUUUCUAUCAUGAGUUCCAUUUCACACUGCAUGUGAUUAUACAUGUUGAUGAUUUAACUCAUACAGUGUUUCGCUUCGUAAUGAGCUUCCUUUUCUACUCUUUGUUGGUGGAUUCUUUUCUUACUUAUUUGUUUAUUCAUUCAUUAAUAUGCCUAUUGCUAGUAUUUUUAAAGUUGUUAUUGUUAAUGCAUACAUUUGUUGUCUUAUCUUCAUUUCCAGAAAGAAUAUCUUUCUUAUAACAAAAUAUUCUGUUAAGUUCUUGCCUUGGAAGGAAUGAAAUAAGUGCAUGAUGUGACUGUGAUUUUGACUCUUCGUUUUUUUCAAUUAUAAAUCUAAUUAUUUACUCCAAUAAUUUUAAGUGAUGGGCAAAUGGAUGGUGGGUGGUCCUUUUACUAAGGGUCUGAUUGGCUCAUGAAAAUGGAGUUGAAUUGAAGAUUGGAGAGAAAAUUCAACUCCAGUUCUGUCGAGUUGAGAUAGAAUCAUUAUUCUGUUUGGGACCUUGUAUAAUAGUGUUAAGAAUAAUAGGGUAGUAUGUAUAAAUUGUUAAUAGUUAGAGGGUGUAUGUGUAA